Pteronotus mesoamericanus is the source of this 7093-nucleotide messenger RNA. It is a transcript of the gene IGF1, whose product is annotated as insulin like growth factor 1. Bases 282 to 761 code for a protein of 159 amino acids. Gene Ontology annotation, molecular function: insulin-like growth factor receptor binding; hormone activity; growth factor activity. Gene Ontology annotation, biological process: cell population proliferation; positive regulation of phosphatidylinositol 3-kinase/protein kinase B signal transduction; regulation of protein phosphorylation. Gene Ontology annotation, cellular component: extracellular region. The record is from RefSeq and is a predicted model, not a curated record. The transcript is spliced from 5 exons. NCBI's taxonomy places the organism in Eukaryota, Metazoa, Chordata, Mammalia, Chiroptera, Mormoopidae.
GAAGAGGGAGAGAGAGAGAAGGCAAAUGUUCCCCCAGCUGUUUCCUGUCUACAGUGUCUGUGUUUUGUAGAUAAAUGUGAGGAUUUUCUCUAAAUCCCUCUUCUGUUUGCUAAAUCUCACUGUCACUGCUAAAUUCAGAGCAGAUAGAGCCUGCGCAAUGGAAUAAAGUCCUCAAAAUUGAAAUGUGACAUUGCUCUCAACAUCUCCCAUCUCUCUGGAUUUCUUUUUGCCUCAUUAUUCCUGCUAACCAAUUCAUUUCCAGACUUUGCACUUCAGAAGCAAUGGAAAAAAUCAGCAGUCUUCCAACCCAAUUAUUUAAGUGCUGCUUUUGUGAUUUCUUGAAGGUCAAGGUGCACAUCAUGUCCUCCUCGCAUCUCUUCUACCUGGCCCUGUGCUUGCUCACCUUCACCAGCUCUGCCACAGCUGGACCGGAGACACUCUGCGGGGCUGAGCUGGUGGACGCUCUUCAGUUCGUGUGUGGAGACAGGGGCUUUUAUUUCAACAAGCCCACGGGGUAUGGCUCCAACAGUCGGAGGGCACCUCAGACAGGCAUUGUGGACGAGUGCUGCUUCCGGAGCUGUGAUCUGAGGAGGCUGGAGAUGUACUGCGCACCCCUCAAGCCUGCCAAGUCGGCCCGCUCUGUCCGUGCCCAGCGCCACACCGACAUGCCCAAGGCUCAGAAGUAUCAGCCCCCAUCUACCAACAAGAAAAUGAAGUCUCAGAGGAGAAGGAAAGGAAGUACAUUUGAAGAACGCAAGUAGAGGGAAUGCAGGAAAUAAGAAUUACAGAAUGUAGGAAGAUCUUCCUGAAGAGUGAAGAAUGACAUGCCACCGGCAGGGUCCUUUGCUGUGCAUGAGUUACCUGUUAAACACCAGAAGACCUACCAAAAAAAUAAGUUUGAUAACAUUUCAAAAGAUGGGCAUUCCCCCAAUGAAAUACACAAGUAAACAUUUCAAGCAUUGUCUUUAGGAGUGAUUGUUAAAAGCUUUGCACCUUGCAAAAAAAAUGGUCCUGGAGUUGGUAGAUUGCUGUUGAUCCUUUAUCAAUAAUGUUCUAUAAAGAAAAAAAUAUAUAUCUAUAUAUAUAUAUCUUAGUCCCUGCCUCUCAAGAGCCACAAAUGCAUGGGUGUUGUCUAGAUCCAGUUGCACUAAAUUUGUCUCUGAAUCUUGGCUGCUGGAGCCAUUCAUUCAGCAGUCUUGUCUAAGUGGUUUAUUAAUUUUUUUAUUUGCACUUCUUUCUACACAACACAGGUUGUUUGUUUUACAGUGUCUGAUGACCUUGUUUGUCUCUCUCCACCUGCCCCCUCCUCCAUCACCAUCACAUUUGCCGAAUUUGGCCUCCGCCAUAGCAGCAGCAAGCAGUCAAGUGGCAUACUGAUUUUUAACCCACGAGAUUCUAUCUGUGGCAUUUAUACCAAAUAUAAGUUGGACGCAUUUAUUUUAGACACAAAGCUUUAUUUUUCCACAUCUUGCUUAAAAAAUGCAAAUAGUUGCAAUUUUGAGGCCAAACAUUUUUAAGUGUAUGUGUUAAGCAUAGAAAGUCUCAAACUCUCAACAAUUCCUUCAAAUGAUGAGUUAGUGUGCGACCUAAUUAGCAACUUCUCCCUUUUAAUUUUUUCCAUAUAGAGCACUAUGUAAAUUUCACAUAUCAACAAUACAGGAUAUAUCAAACAGUAUGUAAAACUCUCUUUUUUAGUACAAUGGUGCUAUUUUGUAGUUUGUUAUAGGAAAGAAUCUGGCCAAAACGGUAAAAGGUGAAAGCAAAACAAAAGAAGAUGCCUGGAGCCAAAGAUGACACAGAGGGGAAGGGUACUAAUAAUCCAUCCACCUGGGAAAGAAGGCAAAGUACCCCCGAUUAUGCCUUCCAAGAGAAACUUAGCACGCAAAGUCCACCGAUGCAAAUGUGUUUGGCGAGUCCAGCGAGGGGUGAGAGAAGCAGAAGGCCAUGGGGUUUAACAGUCCUGGUUUCUUUUCCUCACUGAAGAACAAGCAUCCACCGACUCGGCCAUGGACUCACCACUUUGUGACCUUGGGCAAGUCACUUCACCUCUCUGUGCCUCAGUUUCCUCAUCUGCAAAAUGGGGCAAUACGUCAUCUACCUACCUCACAGGGGUGGUAUGAGGAUUAAAAAGAUAAAGCUCCAGAUUAUUAUCCUGGGUUGCUGUGAAGGUGCAAAGUCAGAGCCCUUGAGUUGCUGGGAUGCAAGGAAUUCUAUAAACAACCCAUUUAGAGCAUAGCUAGAAAAUUGAUGAGCCAAAUAUUCCUGACAUGUCAAUUCUUGUCAAUAAACCUAUCCAAUUAUGUAUACAGCUAGCUAGCUGUGAAGAGCUGGCAGCUUGACCUCUUUUAAAACAUUUUCAAAAUAAGUUAGAAACAUUUGAUUAACAACUUGAUUUUGAAUUCUGCAUUUGGGUUCAUAAAUACAAAAUGAAAAGAAAGGAAAAUAAAAAAGGAGAAAAACAGAAAAGAUUUCUACCAGCAAAAGGGUGAUUACUCAAUAUGUUAAUACUCACUGACUAUUCUAAGCAGUUACUAAAAAUCUAGUAAUACUUCUUUUAAUAUUACAAAUGAUACCCAGUUCAUUUUUAAAAACACAGGUAUUCAUCCUUUAGGCAAUAUUAAAAAUGGUCCAAGAUUUCAACUAUUGAAAUAAUACCUAAUAAAAAAUUAUAAUUCCUUUCUUUAAUAAAUUUUGCUUUUAUCCUUGGUCAUAUGUAUAUUUAUACACACAUAUAUUUUUUUUAAAUUUUUGUUAAAAUAUGCUUGACUAGAGUUGCUAGUUGAGAGGCAAAAAUCUCCUCCACAAGUAGAAAUUUUCCCUCAUGUCUACUUAGAAGAAUGGCCCCUAGACCUCCAUAGAUCUAUCUUAUCCAUUCAACUAAAAAGUGGUAUCAAGAAAAUCCAAUGGCAAGAAGAAGCCCAUAAGGACCUAAAAAAAUAUUUCCUGUCUAUGCACCAAGAUUUUCUUAUUAGAACAAUGAAUCACUCAUCAUUCGGAUCUUUUGUCUGCCCUAUAACUUUUUGGUGAGAAGCAACCAGGUCUGAUUAUUUUAUGAAUAUUGUAACCCUUUUAUUCUUGGAAAAAAAUAUUCUUGGAAAAUAAAAAUAACAUCUUUAGUUUUCAUCCCACUGGUUCACCUCAAGGUUCAGAGGCCAGAAAUAAAAAUAUAUACAUACAUACCUUCCUUCUUUCCUGGAUUUCAGAACAUAUACAAAAAGAAGGCCUAUUUAGGGGUGCCCCUGCUCAGCCAACAAGUAUUUUAACCCUAAGUCCACAGUGUUAUUUGAAUUGAGUAUCUCCGGCAUGCUCAGCAAUGUUCUGAUCACUAUGCGCAGAUGUAAAAAAAACUAUAAGUCACUUUUGCCCUUCAUCUGUUUUCCAGACAUAUGGGUUCUGUGGAGUGAGGUGCCAGAUCUCUCUUCCCAAAAUGGCACUUCUAAUUUUUAUUUUUUGUCCCUAGAGUGUAUCUUUUUAAAUUACUGACUCCCAGCAACACUUUACAUGCAAUCUUCUACCAACCUACAGGUACCCAGAUCUAGCUGGAAUCCUAAGGUAAUCCUAAGAUUGUCUAUGACUUACUUGAUUCACUUAAUAAUUCUAUUCACAGCCCAAAUGCUCUAUUGAGGGAAACUUAAAUAUGCAAAGACAUCAUCUUUCUUAACUUUUCACUACACAUAAUUUUCUCCAACUCUAUUAUGUCACCUAAUUAAAGAUUAACUGAUUAUUACACUAACCUACUAUCUUAUUUUCAAAUGAAUUAAAACUAGAAAGCAAUUUGUUGUAAACUCCAAAAGUCAGCUGGUCACCUUAUACUAUAGCAGAAUGACCCAGGAUUGACAGAAAGGGAGCAACUAAAAUUUGACAACUGAAAACUUUAUAAGCUUUGCUCUGGAAUUUUUAAGUGAGGCAAUUUCAAGAUCUGUAUGAAACAGCCAUAAAUAUUAGCAAGAAUUAGGGUUCAACUUAUAGGCUUACUUCUCAUUUAAAUGACAAUACAGAGUACCUAGCUCAAAUUUUUUUCCCAUUUCCCUGAAUAGCAUCCUAUUUGGGGAAAUGGGAACAAAAUAUUUCCUAUUGUUGUUAAGUAUGCUUGUUUAAACAUUUUAAUAUGAGGAGGCUCCAUUGAAAAAGCUAAUGCAUCUUUCCAUCAAAAUCCAGUCUUCUAGAGCUAGAGGAAAACUCUCCCAACAUAUCACACACACACACACAGUCCAAUGCAAUACUAAGAGAAAAAAAAAAAAUCACUUCCUUGAAAAAUCUUAUUUAAAAAAAGAAGCCUGGCCUCCCUGAGAAUCCUUCCCCUCCUGGGAAUGUCAGUGUUUGUGUAGAUGAAAGCAUCUCAUGCACUGUGGCUCCAGGGUUUCUGUUACUAGUUUAUGCGCUUGGGAGGAUGAUUACAAUGGAAGAUGUAACACAAUUUUGCUUUCCCAUUUAUUGUUUGGCCAGCAAUGCCAAUGUGGUGCUAUUGUUUCUUUAAGAAAGUACUUGACUAAAAAAAAAAAAGGAAAAAAAGAAAAAAAAGAAAGCAUAGACAUAUUUUUUUAAAGUAUAAAAACAACAAUUCUAUAGCUAGAUGGCUUAAUAAGGCAGCAUUAGGUCUAGUCACCACCACCUUUCAACUUUUUAUCACUCACAAGUAGUGGACUGUUUACCAAAUUGUGAGUUUGGGGGUGUAGGGGCAGAAGAUGGAAGUUUUUUAGAAUCAGAAGUCUCCAUUAUUUUGUUGGCUCUCAAACUCAGCAAAAUCAGCACUAAGUUACCCAAUCUGAACACCUUGAUCAGAACAUGGAAUAUAAAUGGGGGAAAAAUACUGUAUCGGCAAAUGGCAGAACUAAAAGGAUGAUUAAGUUACCUAUUGAUUUUUUCUUUUUCUUUUUUUUUUUUUUUUUUUUUUGUGCUCUGUGCUCUAAAACAGAUAUUCAGUAAGUGGAGAAAAUAAAAACAGAGAGAAAAAAUGCAUAGAUUCACCUGCUAAAAAUAGCUUCUGCCACAUCUUCCUUGAGUAAAUCUUUGGCAUUUAUUGGUUUAUAAAAGAUAUCCUCCCUUCAUCUAAACAUCUCAAAGAGCAAUAGCUCCCAUUAAAAACUAUCACUAAUCUCAUCGGGAAAUGUUGGAAAGUGUUUCCUUAUGAGAUGGGGGUUAUCUACUGUUAAGGAAAGAGAAGAAUUUAUGAGAAAUUGUUGAAAGAGAUGGCUAACAAUCUGUGAAGAUUUUUUUUUUGUUUUUGAUUUUUACUUUAUACAGUCUUUAUGAAUCUCUUAAUGUUCAAAAAUGACUUGGUUCUUUCUUCUUUUUUCAUAUUGCAAUGAGGGAUGAUAAGUUAAACUCACAUAGACUCUUCAAAAGUAUAGGCUAGAUAGAAAUGUAUGUUUGACUUGUUGAAACUAUAAUCAGACUAUUUAAAAUGUUUUUGCUAUUUUUAAUCUUAAAAGAUUGUACUAAUUUAUUAGACACAGAUCCUGUUGGGCUUUCUUCAUGAGAAAGAACCUUCCCACCCAAAUCAUGUGGGCUUUCCCAGCAAUGUUUUCAAAAGAUAAAUCUGACUUAUGCAUCAUUUACUUUAAAUUUUUUUAAAUUUUAAAUAGAAAAAUUGUGAUUCUUUAUACCCCUCUCCUGCAAUGAUCAUAAAGUCCAGAAUCUGAGGGGGCAAGAACAAGAAGAAAAUUUUGUUGGUUCUUUGUUUCUGGUUUGUUUGUUUGUUUGUUUGUUUUCAAUGCUAGUGUUUAAUCCUAUAAUACAUAUUUGCUUAUUGACAUUUUAAUAUUCUAAGAGACUUUUCUGUUAGGUAUUAGAAACUGAUGCAUAGAUAUCCUUUUUGUAUGAUUUCUAUUUUUUAAAAAAGGGAGAUGAGAAGACUGUCUGAAGCUUUAAGUGCGUAUGGUACAAGAUAAAGAUAUCAAUUUAAAUAGCCAAAUCCUAUGGGAAACAAUACUUCUUUUAGGGAACCUCUCAUAGAUAAGACAGAGGCCCAGGGAAUUUUUGAAACUGUCUUUAUUCCUCCCAGUCCUUAUUCGUUUAGUAUCAGCCUCAACAUUUUACAGAGGACAGACUAAGCUGACCCUAGAAUUAAAGGGACUUCUUUAAAAAUAUACAGUUUACAUGCUGCCCCGUAAUUUAUGAUUACACAAUGAUUUUAAACAUGGUCCUUCCUUUUCCAUUUUUCAGCUGUCAUCGAUAAGGUCUUUCAAGGAGAAAAAAAAAUAUUUUUGAAAUUAAAAAAAAAGUCCAAAUAUCACUGCCCAUUUGAAAUAUGAGUUAACAUGGAGGACAUAGAGUUCCUUUUACUUAACCCCUGUGGAAUCACCUUCAAAAUGACCUUUCACGAUCCUGAGAAUCUGCCCUUUUCUUAAUUGCCCAGGCUAACUCUAUCCUAAAAAUAAACAUUAUUCACUUUCUUUUGCCCAAAAUGCACUGGUGUAAAAGUAGGAAAAAUGAAAACAGGACUCACAAAUCCCUUCCAAGCCACCCACUGGCUCCACUCACUCACCCAUGGCAAAACCACUUCUGUUAAUCCCUUAAUCUGAUUUUGUUUAGAUAUUUAUCUUGUACCUGCUGCUAUACACACUGCAGGAGGAACUCUGAAACCUCAAGCUGUCUACUCACAUCUCUUAUCUGUGUCUGUGUAUCAUUAAUAUGUCUAUUCAAAAUAGCAAAACCUUUCAAACAUCAUGCAGCUUAUAUUCAGUUUACAUAAGGGCCCCAAAUACCAUGUCAUAUCUCUUUUUGCUAAGAGGGUUAAUAAACUAUGACAAAUGGGAUUACAUCACGUGUUUUGCUUCAUAUGCUCUUAUCACACUUAUAGACUAAAAGUGAUAAAUAAACUUACAGACACUGAAUUAAUUUACCCUGCUACUUUGGAACCAGAAAAUAAUGAUUGGUCAUUCAUUAUGUCUUAGUUCAAAAUCAUAUUUUUUAUUAAAUUAACUCUGAUUGUAUUUGAAAUUAUUAUUCAUUUAUGGCAGAGGAAUAUCAAUCGUAAUGACUUCUAAAAAUGUAACUAACUGAAUCAUUAUCUUACAUUUACUGUUUAAUAAGCAUAUUUUGAAAAUGUAUGGCUAGAGUGUCAUAAUAAAAUUAUAUAUCUUUCUUUAGU